This is a messenger RNA of Rhinopithecus roxellana (golden snub-nosed monkey), 2394 nucleotides long. RefSeq names its product myelin protein zero like 1 (gene MPZL1). The record is from RefSeq and is a predicted model, not a curated record. NCBI's taxonomy places the organism in Eukaryota, Metazoa, Chordata, Mammalia, Primates, Cercopithecidae. The transcript has 6 exons. Bases 192 to 1001 code for a protein of 269 amino acids. Gene Ontology annotation, cellular component: focal adhesion; membrane; cell surface.
GGGCCGGAGCCGGGCUGAGGCUUCGGUGCAGAGCUGGCGAGCCGCGGCUGGGGCCGCGGUAGGGAGCGCGGCGUGGAGGUGCCACCCGGCCCUGGUGGCGGAGAGAUCAGAACCCUCUUCCCCAAGCCGAGCCAACCUCAGCGGGCACCGGGGCUUAGGGGCGCGGCGGCGGCGACUGCAGCGGCUGGACGAUGGCAGCGCCCGCCGGAGCCGGGGCGGUGAUUGCAGCCCCAGACAGUAGUCGCUGGCUGUGGUCGGUGCUGGCGGCGGCGCUCGGGCUCUUGACAGCUGGAGUAUCAGCCUUGGAAGUGUAUACACCAAAAGAAAUCUUCGUGGCAAAUGGUACACAAGGGAAGUUGACCUGCAAGUUCAAGUCUACUAAUAAGACUGGCGGGUUGACCUCAGUCACGUGGAGCUUCCAGCCAGAGGGGGCUGACACUACUGUGUCGUUUUUCCACUACUCCCAAGGGCAAGUGUACCUUGGGAAUUAUCCACCAUUUAAAGACAGAAUCAGCUGGGCUGGAGACCUUGACAAGAAAGAUGCAUCAAUCAACAUAGAAAAUAUGCAGUUUGUACACAAUGGCACCUAUAUUUGUGAUGUCAAAAACCCUCCUGACAUCGUUGUCCAGCCUGGACACAUUAGGCUCUAUGUCGUAGAAAAAGAGAAUUUGCCUGUGUUUCCAGUUUGGGUAGUGGUGGGCAUAGUUACUGCUGUGGUCCUAGGUCUCACUCUGCUCAUCAGCAUGAUUCUGGCUGUCCUCUAUAGAAGGAAAAACUCUAAACGGGAUUACACUGGCUGCAGUACAUCAGAGAGUUUGUCACCAGUUAAGCAGGCUCCUCGGAAGUCCCCCUCCGACACCGAGGGUCUUGUAAAGAGUCUGCCUUCUGGAUCUCACCAGGGCCCAGUCAUAUAUGCACAGUUAGACCACUCCGGCGGACAUCACAGUGACAAGAUUAACAAGUCAGAGUCUGUGGUGUAUGCGGAUAUCCGAAAAAAUUAAGAGAAGACCUAGAACAUAUCCUCAGCAAGAAACAAAACCAAACUGGACUCUUGUGCAGAAAAUGUAGCCCAUUGCACAUGCAGCCUUGGAGACCCAGGCAAGGACAAGUACAUAUGUACUCACGGAGGGAGAGAAAGAUGUGUACAAAGGAUGCGUAUAAAUAUUCUAUUUAAUCUUCCUGAUGUGAGGAGCCAGUGUUGCAUGAAGAAAAGAUGACAUGAUUCUACAUAUGUACCCAUUCAUUGUCUUGCUGUUUUUGUACUUUCUUUUCAGGUCAUUUACAAUUGGGAGAUUUCAGAAACAUUCCUUUCACCAUCAUUUAGAAAUGGUUUGCCUUAAUGGAGACAAUAGCAGAUCCCGUAGUAUUUGCAGUAGACAUGGCCUUUUAAUCUAAGGGCUUAAUCAGUCUUAGCAUUUAUUGUAGUUGGAGGAUGGAGAUGCUAUGAUGGAAGCAUACCCAGGAGCCUUUAACACAGUAUCAGUACCAUUUAUUUGUCUGCAGCUUUUAAAAAAUACCCAUUGGCUAUGCCACUUGAAAACAAUUUGAGAAGUUUGAUGUUUUUCUCACUAAAAUAUGGGGCAAUUUUUAGCCUUACAUGUUGUGUAGACUUACUUUAAGUUGCACCCUUGAAAUGUGUCCUAUCAAUUUCUGGAUUCAUAAUGCAAGAUUAGCAAAGGAUAAAUGCCGAAGGUCACUUCAUUCUGGAUACUGUUAGAUCAAUGCUGAUUGAGUAGAAAAUCCAAGCUUUGCUUGAGAACUUUUGUAACAUGGAGAGAGUAAAAGGUAUCGGUUUUGUUCUUUGCUGAUGUCCUUUCUGCUUGAAAUAACAGUCACCAUACAGCUAAAGGAGAGGAGUUUCUUUCCUUCUAAGUAGGCAGAAAUGGGAUCAUUAUGUUGCCACUCGGCCACUCUCCAAUAUCCCAGAGCGUGCUCUCUAGAGAAUCACAUUCUUUUGCUUUUUUUCUUUCUCUUUUUCUUUUUUUCUUUCUUUCUUUCUUUUUUUUUUUUUUUUGAGGUAGAGUCUCACUAUGUUGCCCAGACUAGCCUUGAACUCUUGGGCUCAAGUGAUUCUCCCUCCUCAGCCUCCCGAGUAGCUGGAACGAACUAUAGUUGCACCACUGCAGCUGGCAAGAGUCACCUUCUUUAUAAAGCGUCAGUCAUGCUUCCAGCAAAAAGCAGCAUCAGUCAUGGCUUUAUAACAGCUUCAUGGUGCCUCAAAGACUGUUGAGGUUAAUGAGAGCCUAGAUUAGAUACUUUGGCUGUCCUUUCCUGCAACUUGUUUUCUCGCAUUCACUACUCCCCACCCCACUUAAAAUCUAUGAGUUUUUACUUUUUACUGGGAAUGGAAAGCAUGGUGAAGAUCAUUAAACACUUACGUUGUCAUUUCUCCCA